AUGAAGCGCCGUGCACGCGUUGUUACUCACGCGUCGGUGGUUGCCGUUGAUGAAUCGCUGACCCGCAACGACGCUAAAGCCACCGACAACGUUAAUAAUGAAAAAACCCUUGCCGACGCGGGCAAGGCACCGUACAUUCCACCCCCGGCAGAGACCUGCAGCCUGUUUUCGCGCUUUCAGCAGAGGCAUAGCGAUUUCAGCGGGGAGUGGCUGAUGAUGGAGGAGGUGGAGGCACCGCUGGUGCCGCCCAUCUCCGUGGCGUUGACACAAAAGCUGCGUGACCAUCAACACACACGUCAAAAGCAGCGAAAUGGUGCCAGUGACAGCAACGACGGAAAAGCAACGACACAGACAACUACAACAACUCCAAACACCAAUUCCAAAACAAAAUCAACCUCAUCCUCACCAGUCAGGGAGGGAGAUGCGAGCGUUGGCGCGGGUGGGGGACGCACACCGGAGGUGGUGGUUGAGGCAAAUCAGCCAGCCAGAAAGGGUGAUAAUGGCGCCGACGACGAGGGGAUCCGUGGGGACUACCUCAGUCUUCUUCCCGCCUCUGGCGCACUGGCAGAUGUCGCAAAGAGUGACCUGCAGGCCACACUCACGGUGUGGGAGGGUCGGGAUGGGUUGAUGGUGCCCACUGCCUCGUUCGCCUCCUCACCGCGCUCGGACUCGAAGCCUUCGCUUCCGACGCAGCAGCGCGUGGUUCCACUUUGGAGUGUGGAACGCUACACAAAGCACGGCGGGUACGCGCCAAACGCGACCAUCGCGUUGCAUCAAGAGAUCUGCGACCUUGUGGACUACCUUCGUCCGUCCGAGGCAGAGGUCUUCAUGAGAGGCAUUAUUGGGAUGGAAGUACGGGCGAUCGCUAAGCGUCUUUGGCCUGACUGUGAACCCAUCGUGUUUGGUAGUGUGUUGACGGGUCUCUUGCUGCCUCUUUCUGAUCUAGACAUGACUAUCCUGAAUGUUCCGCUCUCGACGGAGGAGGCACUGACGUCGCUAGCACGUGAAAUCAGCCGUGAAGGGUUAUGCCACACCGCAUAUCCCCAGCUUAUUCUUAAGACGAAGGUACCGCUGGUGAAAUUUCAGCACCGUCACUCCUUGUUGGACGUGGAUAUCAGCAUUAACGCCGAGGAUGGCCAAAGAAAUUCUGCCAUUGUUUUAGACAUGCUUCGCAGCUUUCCCGAGGCACGACCAUUGACCAUACUGGUGAAAUACUUUUUGCAGCAGCGCGGGAUGCAUGAGCCCUAUCAUGGUGGGCUUGGAUCCUUCGCGACAACUCUGCUCGUGAUUAGUUUCUUGCAACACCACCCCAUUUACACAGAGCGGCCGGAGGAACGGGCAUACACCGGUCUUGGGAAGCUGCUUGUGGAUUUUUUCCGUUACUAUGGCAUGUACUUUAACUAUGACCGCUGCGGUAUCUCACUGCUGGACGACGGUCGAUACUUUCGACGCAGCGACACGUCUGCGGUGGCGUUUAGCAGCCCGGCAGGGCAACGUCCCUCGUUGGGACCCCCACAGGUGAUGCUAGAGGAUCCAGGCUGUACGCAAAAUAACGCUGCAAGCUCGCUGCGCAGCUUUCACGUUAUCACCUCUGUCUUUACCCAUGCGUAUAUGGCGUUGACAGCGGUGUUUGAUGCACCGGUAGGCACCGCACAAGACUUCUCACCGGAUGCCACGGAAAUUGCGCGACGCCCCACGCUGCUUUCACGCAUCCUGCACGUGGACGUGCCUAGUGUCGCGCGACGCCAGUCGAUUGCAGCCGCGUAUGAGGCCCUUGUGCAGGAUCCGGCUCAAAAGGAAAAGCUCCUGGCGGCGGUGGCAGCCGGAAACAGGGAGGAAAUGCUUGCACUGCAAAAGGCUCGGCUGCAUGAGGAGUCGUUGUUAAAGGGAAAGACAAAAACCGGGGGACAGAAGCGCAGUCGCAGUGACUCCAGCAGCAGCAGUAGCGGCAGCAGCAGCGGCGGAGGUAGUGUUACCACCUCGAGCAGCACGUCGUCGAAUGGUAGUUCGGUUCGUGUGGUUUCCCGUCGUUUUCGUCAUUGA
Messenger RNA from Trypanosoma rangeli, 2043 nucleotides. RefSeq names its product DNA polymerase sigma. Gene Ontology annotation, molecular function: poly(A) RNA polymerase activity; mRNA binding. Gene Ontology annotation, biological process: RNA 3'-end processing. The record is from RefSeq and is a predicted model, not a curated record. Gene Ontology annotation, cellular component: TRAMP complex; nucleolus. The transcript has a single exon. The coding region runs from base 1 to 2043 and encodes 680 amino acids. NCBI's taxonomy places the organism in Eukaryota, Euglenozoa, Kinetoplastea, Trypanosomatida, Trypanosomatidae.